Molecule: messenger RNA, 6138 nt
Organism: Oreochromis aureus
Lineage: Eukaryota; Metazoa; Chordata; Actinopteri; Cichliformes; Cichlidae
Product: transcription factor SOX-6-like
Exons: 17
Coding region: 1133-3469 (778 amino acids)
Biological process (GO): cell fate commitment; positive regulation of chondrocyte differentiation; regulation of transcription by RNA polymerase II
Cellular component (GO): nucleus
Molecular function (GO): RNA polymerase II cis-regulatory region sequence-specific DNA binding; DNA-binding transcription factor activity, RNA polymerase II-specific
Source: RefSeq, a predicted model, not a curated record
UGCACAAUUUGCUGUUCAAAUUGAUUUUUAUAUCUAAUAUAUAAAAUAAUGUAUAAAUUGAUUUUGAAAAUAGUAUAUAUAUAUUCAUGUUAUUGCAAAACAGAGUAAAAAACGUUUCAUUGCUGUUUAUUUACUAAAAUGUCCCCCAUCCCAUUUUUUGAUCAAUAUAUAUUUUUUAAUCAAUAUAAAACAAGCAGCUUAGCCUGAUCACUGCGUGAGUUUUAGUUCUGGGUGAUUUCUGAUACAAAAAAAAAGAAAAAAAGUUUGCAAGGGGAAUAAAAUCACGGAGGAAUCAAAGAAAUCAAAACGCAAUUUUAUUACUUUUUUAUCGCGCGGGUUAUCCUGAGUUGGUGACCGGCAGCCUGGCGCGCGCAUGCACACACGUGCGCUCAAAGGCUGCACACACACUGAGAGGAAAGGCUGGACACGGGUGACAAGAAAAGUCGGGGGGGGGGAAGUACCUGUACAGGAGUGAACAAGAAAAAUAUAGAAUGGUUUACGUUUCAUCAAACAUAAACAAAGAAAGUGACACAGGCGGACAGAGACGGAUAAAUAGCCGAGGGAGAGAGAGGAAAGGAGAGAGAGAGCCAGAGGGAGAGAGAGGAGGGGUUAUCCAGCCUCUGCCUCUUCACCCGACAGUGCCCCGCACUCUCACUUAAGCCGCCACACAGCGCCGGCCGGGAAAUAACCUGAAAUACUUUUGAUUAAAAAAAUCCUCCGGGUGACCUCCGGUGUGACUCAGCGUAACUUCUGACAACGACGCCGAAGUGUCCCGGUGUACUUUCUGAUCCUUGGCGGAGCGCAAACACGGAGUUACCAAGGUUCGCGACAGGCUCCAGCGAUGGUGACUUUACGCACGGGAUUUGGAAGCUGUUUGCACUGACUCCUGUUCUCGCCGCCGAAAACUCUGUCAGCGUCGCUCCCCCCGAAGAGUCGUCAAGUUUGCAAGAAGUACACAGCGCAUGACGAACGACUGAAUCCAGGUGAUGUUCAUGAAUUUUAAAGUGCAUCCUUAAGUGCGAAGAGGGUGUUGGAGCUGAAGCCUCUUAUUUCUGCAGCGGCAGCGGCUUCCUGGAGAUGAGCGCUUUUGUCUGUUGUGUGACCGCUGUGGCUUUAGGCAGAUCCUCCUCUGAUGAGAAUGAUGUCUUCCAUGCGAGCAACGCCUCCCUUUCAUCCACCGCCCGAGGAAGCGGAAGUGAUUGGUCAGGACAGUGCAGGCUGGGUUGGUGAUGAGCACGACGGCCCAAAGGAGACGGUGUCACCUUCUUUGCAUGACCAGUCCCACCCAGACGAACUGCAGCCAAUCAGAGAGAAACCAACAGACGCUGAGUGGGAGAAUGUCAGUCCUGCUGUGAUGGACAAUGAAAGCAGUAAAGGUGGCUCAGUCUACUCUUACCGGACUACAUCUACCUCUCCAACCAAGCCAGAGGAGUGUCCAAGGGAUCGCGGGGAGCCUGUGAUUGGCCUCGCCUUUGGGACGCCAGAGCGCCGCAAAGGGAGCCUGGCAGACGUGGUGGACACACUGAAACAGAAGAAGCUCGUCGAGCUGACCAAGACAGAGCAGGACGAACCCUCUUGCAUGGAAAGACUCCUCUCUAAAGACUGGAAGGAGCGCGUGGAUCGCUUGAACGCCACUGAACUCUUGGGGGAGGUUAAAGGUACGCCAGAGUCGCUGGAAGAGAAGGAGCGCCAGCUUUCCACCAUGAUCGGUCAGCUGAUCAGCCUGAGGGAGCAGCUUCUUGCCGCCCAUGAUGAGCAAAAAAAGAUGGCCGCCUCGCAGCUGGAGAAGCAGAGACAACAGAUGGAGCUGGCCAGGCAGCAGCAGGAGCAGAUUGCCAGACAGCAGCAGCAGCUCUUGCAGCAGCAGCACAAGAUAAACAUUCUUCAGCAACAGAUCCAGGUCCAGGGUCAUAUGCCUCCUCUGAUGAUACCAGUGUUUCCUCACGACCAGCGGUCUCUGGCUGCAGCUGCCGCCGCACAGCAAGGCUUCCUUUUCCCACCAGGCAUGUCUUAUAAGCCAGGUGAGAAUUACCCAAUGCAGUUCAUUCCAUCUGCAAUGGCAGCUGCAGCAGCGUCUGGACUCAGCCCGUUGCAACUACAGCAGCUGUAUGCCGCCCAGCUGGCAAGCAUGCAGAUCUCACCAGGAGCCAAGAUGGCUCCCCUCCCACAAGCUCCCAACUCCUCCAGUCCCCUUUCUCCCUCCACCCUCAAGAGCGAGAAGCGAGCAUCCAGCCCUGUCUCUCAGAUUAAGGAGGAAGGAUCCACACAGCCACUGAACCUCUCAGCUAGACCCAAGACAGCUGAACCUCUUCGCUCCCCGACAUCCCCAACACAGAGCCUGUUCUCUGGAAACAAGACCAGCCCUACAGGCAUGGGCAAAGGCCGCAUCCCCAGCCCUAUUCCCAGCAUGGGCCGGAACACCUCCCUGGACAUCUUGUCCAGUCUCAACUCCACAGCACUGUUUGGGGACCAGGAUGCAGUGAUGAAGGCCAUCCAAGAGGCCAGGAGCAUGAGGGAGCAGAUCCAGAGGGAGCAGCUCCACCAACAGCAGCAGCAGCCAGGACACCAGAGUCUGGAAGCAAAGCUAUCUGCCCUCAGCAGCAUGAACCUCAACAACGGCAACAAGGAGCGGCUGCACUAUGAGACACUGAGCCAGCACCUGGGGAAGCUCGGAGAGGAUGCUGGGAAGAUGGUCCAUCGAGUCAUUGACCUGACAAGACCAGAAGAUUUAGAUGGGAGUAACAUCGCAGAGGCACGGGUGUUCAGAGAGACACGAGGCAGGAACAACAGCGAGCCCCACAUCAAGAGGCCCAUGAACGCCUUCAUGGUGUGGGCAAAAGAUGAGAGGAGGAAGAUCCUGCAGACCUUCCCCGACAUGCACAACUCCAACAUCAGCAAGAUCCUUGGCUCUCGCUGGAAAGCCAUGACAAACCAGGAAAAGCAGCCAUACUACGAGGAGCAGGCCCGCUUAAGCAAGAUCCACUUGGAGAAAUAUCCCAACUACAAGUACAAGCCACGGCCCAAGAGAACCUGCAUCAUUGAUGGCAAGAAGCUACGCAUCGGGGAGUACAAGCAGAUGAUGCGUUCACGACGUCAGGAAAUGAGGCAGUUCUUUGUGGGGCCUCAGCCACCCAUUUCUCUGGGCAACAGUCCUGGAGGUGUAGGAGUUUACCCGGGUGCCAUAAGUAUGGCAACAGCAGCUACACCAUCCCCACAUCUGACCUCAGACUGCUCCAGCAACUCGGCCAGUCCUGAUCCUGCCAUCCCCGUCAUUCAGAGCACGUACGGUGUAAAGUCUGAGCCUGGCAGUGGAGGAGGCAGCAAUGGCGGUGGGAUCGGAGCCUUGGAUCUGCCCGGCGACCACAAUAAUGGAGACAAUGACAUGGACAUGUAUGAGGACUUUGAGGAUGAGCCCAAGUCAGACUAUAGCAGCGACCACGAGACACAUGAGGCUGUCAGUGCCAACUGAGUAAGCUCAGGAUGUCAGAUGUAAAAAAACAAAAAAACAAGAGAAAACAAGAGAACAACUCCCAUUAUAGUCAGAGACAUUUCUUAAAAAGACAUUUUAUUACUGAGACCUUCAGUUAAACCUUUCAGGACAUGUUGCGUCAUGCAUUGAGCAUGCCCCAACAGGAUUUCAGAUCAGCUCAGACAUGCUCAGAAAGUUCUGGGACAGUAUCUUUGAUGGACACCCAUUUGAAGAAAUGGAAAAACGAAGGAAUAGGAAAAACGUGACCCAAGAAUACAGUCUGAUCAAUCUUCAGACGUCCAGCUGACAAUGAACUUCAGUUUCCUCUACUUUGACAAUCUUAACAGGAGCGAGAAAAAAAAUGAGUUAGACAACAGAGAGAGAGAGAGAGAGAAUGGGACAAAGAACAAAUGAGCGACGAACACAUUGCUGUGUGGUUUGUAAAAGGGCAUGCAUGGAUUUCGAAGAAUUAGGAAUCGGUCUUCAACAGCUAUUUGGUCUUAAAUGUUUAAGGAGUGAUUUAGUUUUCAUUGUUAUGUAUUUACUUUUUGUCUUUUUUUUCCUUUGUGCUUUUUUGUUCUAUAGACUUUUUUUCUGACAGGUCACUGCCUGUACAAACUCUAGACUGUCAGAACUUGAAAUCUGGAAAGUUUUUAAUAUAAAUCCUAGCUCUUGUAACCUUAUAGUCUUACUUUUGUUUCUUACGAUUACAGUGCUACACACUUUUUUUUCUGACAAACUGCUUACCUUACAUUACUGUUUCUUUUUUUUAAAUAUCCCAGCUCAGGUAUGAUGUGCCAGCUUGUGAAUGUGUUAUUUGUUUUGUUUGUUUUCAUACAAAAAGAGUGGUAGGACUUUUCAGACUGUCAAUGAAAUAAAGGGAGCAAAUUCCCUUACAUUAUUAUCAUUAUUAUUAUUAUUAUUAUUAUUAUUAUUAUUAUUAAAUAAGUAAGUACCCAUAAAUUGUACAGAUUUUCUUCAAAUGUGCCAAACAUUCACAUUCACUUGGGAUGUUGUAGUCUUAAUUUCCAAUGCUGCAAAAGUCUUAUACAAUCAAUUUUUUCUAUUUGAUGAAGUGGGUUCCUACUCAUCAACUGCUGGCUCCCCUCCUGGCCCAAACACAAACAGUGCUCAGGGAGGUUAUUUUUUCAUCACACUUGCUUAGUCACACACACAGACACACACAAUGUCGUUCUCUGGCAGACCCUAAGGCUCUGAGACGUAGUUAGAAGAGCAGCAUCGAAGGCGCCUAUUGCUUUAUUCCACUGCACUAAUGCUUCCAUAAACCACACUGCCCAAUGUUCUUUGAGGCCAAAUGCAUUAAGUGCAGUGCAGUGCAGUAUUAGAAAUGUUUCUGUCCCUUUAAAUCAGGCUAAAGGUAAAGGUAGCCUUUAGCUUAGUUUCACUUUAGGAAUCCCCCUAGUCUUAAAAGUGUACCAUUGGAUCUGUUCAUUCAGUUGGAAUAGGAAGAUGAAGGUGCACCCCUGGCUGACCCUACUGUAGGAUAAGAAAUUGUAAUAUCAUAAAUCCCUUCACUGUAUUGUGUUUAGCAUUGGUACAAAAAUGUAACAAAUAUUACUUCUUUUAUUAGCUUGUUAAUUUUUAAAUGUCUUCUUAGCAUUAUGUUGGAAAUAUAUGCCAAACUUGUAUUUUAAAAAAUUAUUUAUAUAGUUACAAAAAAAAUGGGUUUAAUAGGUCCGCUGUUUCAAAAGGGUACCUUUUUUUCUACAGUGCAUUUGUAUUUUGAACAUGAGCAAAUUAUUAGGAAAACAUUAGAGAAGGGGAAAGGUGCUUAACCAGUCUGCUUCUCAGUAACCACCGCCCCAGUCAGAGCACACAAGUUUUUCCACUCAUCUGAAGCGAGAUGUUUCUCUAUUGUCUUGAUGCAGCACAGCAGUCAGCAGUCUCUGAUUUACUCAAAUGUCUCUGCAGACAAAUCUUAUUUUUACUCUUUUCAAAGCAUUCUCUGAAAUUUUUAAUGUUUCCAUUCUUAAAACGUGUGACCUCGGGUGGUUUCUGGGUGCUCUGUUCAGCUGCUUCAGUCAUCUUGAUCCCAAAUUUCUCUUCACGACCAUAUCUGGCGGUUUUUACUUGGAAAAUGCUUCACAAGCUGGGACUGAACACUGAUUUUUGCUUGUGUUACAUUAAAAAAAGCCUCGUGCAUAGACAUUUCUGUUAGUCUCAUACACAUCCUAAGCACUGGAUAUGAAUCUGUUUUUUUGUUUGUUUUUGUUUUUUAGUAUUGACUAAUGUGAAGUUGUUGUUUGAUUUUUAAACAUGAUAUAUUAGUCAGUUAAAAGUCACAUUUUUUGAAGCCUGGUACAUGCGAGGCACCAGUAAAUUGCCAUUUCUUUGGAAGCAUUUCAUUUAUUUAAGCAGAUCUUGUUGCCGCAGCUCUAGUAUCACCUGAAGGGGUCUCAUCGCCUCUCUUUGGAAAGGUAACCUCAUGCUCUUGUCAGUUGUGACCCGCAGAGGAAGAACAUAACAUUUCCUGGUCACACACAUUUUUUUUAUUUUUUUUUGUGAUGAGUAUUGUAUUUGAAAUCCAAUUGUGCGUUUUAACAUUUCAUUGUAUUUAUUAGCCAGCUUUGGCUCUAAAAAGUGUCAGUACAACUUGGUGAGAAAGACAAUCAAAAAAUAUAUAUAAAUAAAAAAAAGUAAAGACUUGA